GAAUGUUUUAAGCUGAAAAGUAUUUGCUGUGCUAUAAUAUCUGACGAACUGCUGGACUGUGCAAGAGACAUGCAAGAAGUGCCUCUUCAGGUCGUUGUUGCAGAGGAUAAUCCCUCAGGCGAUACGCCGAAGUCCAACCCACUAGUCUUUCGAAUAUCUAUAUGGCGUUUCCUCUGCUGUACGCUGCCAAUUGUCCUUUGCGCAGUUGUUUCAAUAAUAUCGGUUCAUGUCUGCAAGAAUCAGGGGUUUCCUUACGGGGCAGGAAUUGCAGCAGUGUGCGCCAUAGGAGUAUAUAUCUUUAAUCUCUGCCUAGUGGCCGCAAUGGUUACCUAUCUCAUCAGCUUGCGAUGUCCAUUUUGUACAGACGCAGCAUUGGCCAAAUCCUCGAAUGGGACAACGGCAAUCAAUGCCAUCAACAUAUUCAAUCUGUUUCUGUCAAUUGUGUUGGCUGUGGUCGUGAUUUGUAUCGUUACUUUGGAACAUAGGAGAUAUUAUAUUGGCGAACCUUGACUAACGUUGCCUUGCAUUGAUGUAUAUCUACGUGAAGUAAGAUGUUUCACGUAUAAGGCUGUCUCUAUCUUAUCAUGAUUAGUAGAAAGGCAGAAAUAUUGUAAAUCAGCUGAAUUUCAUUUGAUAACGAGAUUCUGAAUAUAUUGAAAGACUUCUUAACACAACAUUAGGCAAAUUAAAACAGUUUCAUAUCUGAAUGUCAUUCUAAUUAUACUAAACCUAACUAAUAUAUUGGUUAAUUGAAAGCUUGUCGCAAAGUUUAUCCAUACUUAUGUAUAUAAUAUUGAAACUAUAUGUACAUUUCGGCCACCUGUAAUUUGUAUAUAAAGAUCAAACAAAAUAUGUAUCUGUUGCUUAAUCCUGCUGUCAAUAGUUAUUAAUGAACAAUCUCUUUGUGUAUUUGACAAUUCUACAAAUCCCAUUGUCGUUUAAAGGGGCGUAACUUGUCUAAUUCAUAUGUAGAAUAUAUUUAUAAUUAUAUAAGAGACCAUAUAAUUAUAUAUAUAACUACGUUAAUCCAGGCUCUACAGCUGUACUUAGGCUCCCCCUGCUUAGAAAAUAAUCUGAGAUGGGAUUAUUGUGCUUAUAAUUGACACCUAUUUAAGUGAUGAAACUUCAUAGAAACAUUAUAGAAACAUUAUUGAAACGUUAUCGUAGAAAAGUAUCUGACAAAACCUCUACUAGAAUUUUUAUUUCAAAUAUUCUGAAGCAUGCAGUUUAAAUCUGUAUCAUAUUGAAAUAUAACAAAUGGGAUCUCAGUUUGGUUAUUUGCAACUGUUGUGAAUUGUAUGAUUAUAACCAUAACUGGCCGGAUAUAACUAAACCAGAAGUGUGGAAUGCUGACCAUACAUGUUUAGACAAUAAAAGACCGGUUAUUUUCCUACAUGUAAAAGUCAUACCACGUAACAAUAAAAUUGCUUGAGACAAAGUCAUACACUGACUGUAGCUUAAUGUAAAAAUGAGGUUAAGAUUAUUAACGUGCGAGGCCUUUUUUCGGGUGCUACUUAUCUCACAAGAUGCAGGGUAGAAACCGUGAAUUCACGAGGUGUCACGAGAGCAGAAUCCAACGAAUGGCGACUAUGUGUUCGACGGGGUCAGAGGUAAUGUUUACACAAUAUUAUGUGAUCGACAGGCCAAAGGUAAUGUUUGUGAUUUCAUCUUAAAUUGUAAAGCUGUAUUACGUCACUUGGUUUGCUAAACGACUUUAUAAUUAAUUUAUGGAGUGGCGUCACCAAAAAAAUAUCAUAAAAGCUUUGGGGAAAGGGUGAUAUCAUGUAACUCAUUGCAUAAUGUACGUCACGUACGAAAAUAAAACUU
This is a messenger RNA of Mizuhopecten yessoensis (Yesso scallop), 1827 nucleotides long. RefSeq lists its product as uncharacterized. Lineage: Eukaryota; Metazoa; Mollusca; Bivalvia; Pectinida; Pectinidae. Bases 70 to 510 code for a protein of 146 amino acids. The record is from RefSeq and is a predicted model, not a curated record. The transcript is spliced from 4 exons.